GCAACGUUUUACAGACGCGCCAUUUUGCGGUCACCUGCACUGAAGUUCGAUAGUUUUAAUCGUUUUUUCCGAAAGUAACAGUCUUUAUCAUUCCGCUGCAUAAUCAUGAGUGACCAAGAGCGAUCAAAAUCAAGGUCCAAGUCCAGGUCGUUCACCAGAUCCAGGACAAGGUCAAGGACACCUAAGUCGCCUGCCAGAUCCCCCUCUCAUGAUUCCCCCAGCCCUCGAGCCCGCCGCACCAGGAGCAAGUCAUAUUCAAGGUCCAGAUCUAGGUCUCCCAGCUAUCCUCGUCGUCACUACUCACGCUCACGCUCCAGAACAAGGAGUCCAUAUUACAAGAAAUCAUACAAGAGGUCAAGAAGCAGAAGUCGCUCACCAAGUCCAUACAGAAGAGGCUCCGGAGACAGGAGAAGGUACAGAAGUCACAGUCGCUCUCCUAUGUCCUCCAGGAAGAGGCAUGUUGGGAACAGGGAAAACCCAGAGAACAGUAACUGUUUAGGUGUGUUUGGUCUCAGUCUGUACACACAGGAGAGGGACAUCAGGGCAGUGUUUGAGAAGAUUGGACCCCUGACAGAAGUCAACGUGGUACAUGACAGACAGACUGGCAGGUCCCGGGGGUUCUGUUUUGUCUACUUCAAGCACAUGGAAGAUGCCAGGGAGGCCAAAGAGACGUGUAAUGGCACAGAGAUUGACGGGCGCAGAAUCCGUGUAGAUUACUCCAUCACAGAAAGAGCACAUACACCCACACCUGGCAUCUAUCUGGGGAAGCCCACUAGGAAGGGUGACAGGGAUAGGAGGAGUGGUGGGUAUGGAGGUGGCUAUGACCGCCGGGGAUAUGGCUAUGACCGCCGCAGAUCACCCUCUCCAUAUUACAGCCGCAGACCAAGCCGCUACUCCAGGUCAAGGUCAAGAUCAAGGUCAUACUCUCCAAGACACUACUGAGCUUAUGUGGAGACCUUUUUAUAAGCAUACUUUUGCCAAUUAAAAGAGUAUUAUAUGUAACAUGAGAAAGACUGAUACAAACAUUAGAUAAGCAUGGACAUUAAGUGUUCGGGGUGACAUAUUAGAUGGACAAAAAUUGUUGUAGUGAAAUGGUUUUCCUGCAAGUUAGAACUAGUUAAGCAUAUUUCUAAGGUUUUGACUGGAAACUUUGCAAUGUUAAAAACAUUUAAUGUUUGUUUGCAAAAAAUAUUUUUUUACAGUAUCCCUCCCUGAUUUUACUUGAUCUGAAUACUUAGUAGAAAAACAUCGAUUAUGGCCUUUGCAGCAACAUGAUCGACUCUUUUCCCCCUCAUAAUCAUAUUUUGUGUCAUAUGUCCAUUUUGAAAGCAGGAUGUGUGUAGAAAGUUAAAUAAUUUGCACAUUGCAAAAAAAAAUAAAUUUUUUUUAAUCACUGGGGGGAUGCUGUAAAAUUUUCUUAAACUAUAUAUGUAUAUUUACUUUCACACACACAUAAACAUACUUGACAGUUGAGCAUGGAGAUGGUUUUUGAAGCACUGAAACAUCUCUACAGACAACCUCAUAGGUGUAUCCCAUCCUUUUUUUAUUCAGUAUAUAUUCUUUGAACUUUGAUGUGUAUAGUAUGAUAAAUGCCGAGAUGUAUAUUUUGUUUUUAUUGAAAUUAGAGGUUAGGAAAGAUAGCUUACAUUAUUUAGACUUUUCCUUUUUGUUUUUAUUUUGAGGUAUUUUUAAGAAGUGUUAAUGUAGUUCUGGAGACAAGAUAAGCAAAGUUAUGUUUUUUUGUUUUUUUUAAGUCAGAUGGGUUAGAAUGAUUCUGAACAACAAAAAACAUGAGUGAAAUUAAAUUCUGAUUCAGUUAUCAAGACAUUUCUGAUUUCAACAUUUUUGCUUUUCUAAAUUAUGUCUGGAUGAGAAAAUUCUAAUUCAGUUAUUAAGAUUAUUGGACAUUUUUGUGAAUUUUGUAUUGACUUGUGAGCCCUGAUGAUGAUUUCCAUAUAAUAUCUUGGGAUUGUUUUCAGAUCAUUAUAACAAAAAAGUAUAAGGAUUUACUGAUAGUUUGUAUAAGAUUAUUUGAAGACCAAUAAAUGUGUUCUAUGUAAACUGGUUAA
Molecule: messenger RNA, 2069 nt
Organism: Lingula anatina
Lineage: Eukaryota; Metazoa; Brachiopoda; Lingulata; Lingulida; Lingulidae
Product: transformer-2 protein homolog beta
Molecular function (GO): RNA binding
Source: RefSeq, a predicted model, not a curated record